This is a messenger RNA of Drosophila ananassae, 3280 nucleotides long. RefSeq lists its product as uncharacterized. Gene Ontology annotation, molecular function: transmembrane transporter activity. The transcript has 11 exons. Gene Ontology annotation, biological process: transmembrane transport. The coding region runs from base 128 to 3265 and encodes 1045 amino acids. Gene Ontology annotation, cellular component: membrane. NCBI's taxonomy places the organism in Eukaryota, Metazoa, Arthropoda, Insecta, Diptera, Drosophilidae. The record is from RefSeq and is a predicted model, not a curated record.
GGACUGUUUGAAGAUCGGUUAAUUUACUUUUUAAAAAACACUGAAAUUGUUGUCAAAAUAGAGUGAAAAUACACACAUACUCGUAACCAGUUUGGUACAUCAAUUUCGCAAGGACACGGCAAGGGAAAUGGAAAAUUUCGAUAGGGUUAUGGAUGGCAUUGGCUUCGGCAAGGCACACGUGUUCGCUAUACUGACUCUCGGCCUGCUUCAAAUGCUAACCGUUCCCGAAACUAUGGGGAUGGGCGUCGUCGGCCCAGCCUCGGUGUGUGAUCUUCACCUGAGUCAAGGACAGUUAGCUGUGUUGCAUUCAGCCUCUUUUGUGGGCAUCAUCUGCUCCUCCUACUUCUGGGGCUACAUUACUGAUAAGAUGGGGCGCCGCUGGACCCUGCUGCGUACACUUGUCCUGAGCACUUUAUGCUCACUCGCCUCCAACUUCAUGGUCGGCUUUACAGGCUUCGUCCUUAUGAGGUUUUUAACAGGGAUUUUCGUGGCCGGUCCGGGCCUAGUGGGGCCCACCUACCUCUCCGAGUUCUUCCCCACCCGACACGUACGCACUGUCAUCACCCACUUGUACUUGUUCACUGGCUUUGCCAUUAUGUACUGCCCCCUGAUGGCCACACUCUUUCUCAAGACGAGCCUCUUGGAGAUUGAAUAUCCAAUUGUUGGAGAUCUUGUUCUGCGGUCCUGGCGUCUGUUGGGCUGCUCUUGGGUCGUGCCGGGAAUACUUUCCUUUUUCCUGCUGUUUUUUAUGCCAGAAAGUCCAAAAUUCUUCUUUACGAUGGGCCAGACGCAAAAGGGACUGGCUGUAAUGGAGUGGAUUAGUAGGCGUAACACCGGACGGCCUCUUACCCCGGAGCAAAUUGUUUGGUUGCACAGGUUCCAAGCCUUUUCCCAAGUCAGGCGUCAGAAGGCUGAUCAGCAUCUUUUGGGAUCGAUGCUUAGCGACGCGAUGCCCUUAUUCCGAAAACCCUAUCUGGUUACCUACACCGGUGCCUGCAUGACCAUGUUUUUGCUGGGCAUGGUAAGCAAUGGCUUUGGAAUUUGGUUCACGGCCAUGCGGAAUCGGCUUCUAAUGCGAAAAGGUAAUAAGGAUCAGAUGCCCUUCUGCCAGGUAAUUUUUGUUCCCGAUCCGGGUUUAGUAUUGGAGCCGGAAAACGACCUUAAUGUGAUUUGCGACGACGACUUCAAGAGCUUUUUCGAAUCGGUUUACAUGGGUGCCGUCAACGUGUUCCUGUACAACGUUUGCUGGGUCUUGCUAUUUAAGGUGCCACGGAGCGUGACUUUCGUCGUCUUCCUCUCGGCGGCUUCAACCUUUGGGUUCAUCUUGAUUUUCUCAACGCAUUUUUGGGUGCAGCUCUUCUCAUACAUCCUGCUUCUGAGCUUACCACUGGUGGUAAUGACCCUACUAGGUGGUUCUCUCUUGGGAAACGUACCCACCCAUCUCCGAGCCAAGGCGGUGUGUAUCUGCUUGAUGUGGUCCCGUUUUGGAGCAAUUGUGGGGGCAAUAUCAACUGGACUCUUUAUCCAUCUACACUGUGAGCCGUUCCUAUUGCUGGUCGCCAUUAUACCCUUGCUCGCCGCCAGCAUUUCGAGUUAUUUGCCACUUUGCAUAUGUUUUUGGUGUUGCAAAAUAUUGAGCGUAGUGGGCAUUGAAAUUGUUGUUAAAAUACAACGAAACAAGCAAAAAUUCUUAAUUUGGUUUUACUGUAAUACACGGACACGGAGGAUGGAACAUUUUGACCGGGUCAUGGAGCAGAUCGGAUUCGGCAAGGUGCAUCUGUUCGCCCUGCUGACUCUCGGCCUGCUUCAGAUGCUGACCUUCCAAGAGACAAUGGGCAUGGGUGUUGUAGCCCCAGCCUCGGUUUGUGAUCUGCAUCUGACGCAGAUGCAGAUGGCUGCAUUGACGGCGGCCACCUUCAUGGGCAUCAUUUGCUCCUCCUACUUCUGGGGCUACAUCACCGACAAGAAGGGACGACGGUGGACCCUGUUGCGCACAAUCACCGUGAGCAUGGUCUGCUCGAUUACCUCGAUGUUUAUGGUCAACUUCCCUGGGUUCUUCCUUAUGAGGUUUUUUACUGGAAUUUUUGUGGCUGGUCCAAGCUUCGUAGCGGCCACCUACCUGUCCGAGUUCUUUCCGAGGCCACUCCUGGCUCGUGUCAUCACUCACAUGUUCAUGUUCACGGGCUUUGCAAUGAUGUUUUGCCCGGGAAUGGCAACACUGUUCCUCAAGCCGGGAUACAUUGAUUUUGAGGUGCAUUUAAUUGGCAAUCUUGUCUGGCGGCCCUGGCGAAUGUUGGGUUGUAUAUAUGUCUUGCCGGGAUUAAUUGCCCUUAUCCUGCUGCUAUUCCUGCCAGAGAGCCCCAAGUUCCUUUUCAUGAUCGGGGAUACGCAUAAAGGGUUGAAAGUGGUGGAGUGGAUCUCAAUGAAAAACACCGGGCGUCCUCUCACCCCGGAGCAGAUUGUCCUGCUGCAUAAGUUUCAGAACUUUGCGCAGGUAAAGCGUCAAAAGUCGGACGAGCACAUAAUUCGAUCAAUGAUGAGUGACGCUAUGCCCUUGUUCCGGAGACCCUAUUUAGGAACCUUCAUAAGCGCAUGCAUGCUAAUGUUUGUCUUGGGCCUGAUAGCCAACGGCAUCGGAAUUUGGUUCACGGCCAUGCGAAAUCGUGCCCACAUGCGGCAAGGUGAUAAGACGGAUAUGUCCUUAUGCCAGAUACUCUUCGUACCCGACCAGGGCUUGAUUUUGGAGCCGGAGAGUGACGUUGAAGUGAUCUGCAACGACGAUUUCAAGGGUUUUAACGAUUCCUUUUGUAUGGGCGCCGCUAACGUUCUGCUAUACAACAUUUGCUGGCUUUUGCUCUUUAAGGUCCCCAGGAGGUUUAUUUUUAUUGUCGGCAUCUUGAUCACCUCAACGAGCGGGUGCUUGUUGGUCUUCGUGACCGGCCGUUGGGUGCAGCUUGCUACAUGCAUCCUGCUUCUGGGCACGCCUGGAGUGAUACUAAGUGUGUUGGGUGGCGCUCUUCUGGAAGACGUGCCCACCUACCUUCGCGCCAAGGCAAUGUGCAUCUGCCUGAUGUGGGCUCGGUGUGGCGCUGUGGUGGGCACGAUAGCAACCGGCAUUCUCAUCCACCAGUACUGCGCACAUUAUCUAUUUCUGAUAUCCACCAUGCCCCUGCGUAAGAUUUUUAUUAAAAACCAUUUUGCUUUAUCAGAGGCUAAUAGUCUUUCCACAAAAUGUAUUUAUAUUUUUGUCUACAUGUUUGGUUAGCAUAUUCCACAUUUC